AUGGUUCUAAACAACUCUCUUUUAUUUGUUCUUGCCUGUGCAGUUAGCUUCGCUGCUGCGGCCUCUUUCAACAACACCGUCUAUAUCAUCUCAAAUGCAGAGACCCCGUCGCUGCACCUGCCUGGAUUGACCCCCGUUGGCUUUGAGAGAUCGAGAAAUUGCUUGCCGGCUCUCCUAGCACCGUUGAAUAUUGGGCUUAUUGCUACCUGCGCCUUUGACAAAGACUCUGGGUUGUGUCCAGAGACCAUCGAGACUAUCACUCCUACGGCGCAGACUCUGGGUCUGAAUAUUACUACUACAUGUGGGGCGGGCGAGGAAGCAGACGAUGACUGCCUGCACGACCUUAUCCGAAAGUUUGGAAAAACUAGCACACAAUCCAUCUUGAUUGUUUGGGACAUCCUCGACCUCGACAGUUUAUUUGAAAACCUGGACAUCGAUGAUAGCACAGAAGAUGACAAUGACGAUGAUGACGACGACGACGAUACCCCUCAAACAAGGUUACCAGCGUCACCUCUCAAGGAUGCUCUGGACUCGAUGGGCAAGCACCCGGGUCAUUCAGGCGUUCUCUCAAGUCUACCAGACGCUAUUCCAAAAGAAACCAAAGGAAGCGAGGAAUUUCUUCUCGCAUCGUUGGAAGACAAGUCUAAAAUGACUUGA
This is a messenger RNA of Psilocybe cubensis, 657 nucleotides long. RefSeq lists its product as uncharacterized. NCBI's taxonomy places the organism in Eukaryota, Fungi, Basidiomycota, Agaricomycetes, Agaricales, Agrocybaceae. The record is from RefSeq and is a predicted model, not a curated record. Bases 1 to 657 code for a protein of 218 amino acids. The transcript has 5 exons.